AUGCAAGGCGGCUAUUCUCAGCCGACGCUGUAUCACGUUGUGAGAGACAUCUUUGACCAUAGCGGUAUCAGCGUAACGGAUGUUGUAACUAGAUACUUUGAUCUGGCACAUUACUGGCUACCUAUUCUGGACAGAAGAGCCGUUUACGACGAAGCAGCACGUUUCAACCUGGACGAGGCAGGCAACCAUGACGCGUUUGCCUUGUUGCUUCUUUGUAUGCAUACCUUCACCGAGAGUCCUUGCGAAAACCAACCUCAGCCGACACAAAACCUUUUAUAUCGCACUUUACGGCAGCUAUUUGUCAUUCUACAAUCAUCUCCAGAUAUCCUUGCGCGAACUUUGCUACAAUGUGGCAUUAUCCUGACGGCAUAUGCAUGCGGCCAUGGUAUGACCAAAGAGGCGUAUGAGACAUUGACGAUAUGUAUCGGCCUUAUUCGCCGUCUCAGCAUCGACGGCUAUGUAACAGCAGAACCCAGGAUGGGAGCGGACCGUGGCCUCUAUGAUCAUUUGGAAUUGGAUCUCUGCUGGAGUGGGGUAAUUCUACUGGAUAGGACUAUUGUUCUCUCCAACAUCGACAUGUGCCUGCCAUAUUUGGUGGAAGCGCACCAUAUUCCGCCGAAUUCCGGCAUCUUUCAGGCAUCAAAGUCGGAUCUUUACAGCCGGGAUGCUAUCCGCAACCUGUUGGCACGAGCAGAGCACGUUCUCCGCCUCGGCGACAUGCUCAAGAAUGUAACCGGACCCGACGCAGAAAAGUACGAAUUUGUCGAAACCGCCGUAUGCAAUGAAAUUGCCGACUUUAUCCGUACCACCGAAGGAGGCAAAUUCCCUCUCUGUGAAACGGUUGCUAUGGCCCUUAGGCGCACGGCUGGUCCAACAACAGUAGGCCGUGUUUCCUUGGACUCUGCUGCCUAUAUGGUGCUGCCGCUCACUUGGACGAGCUUCGCGCGGAAGGUUUAUCGAGAGAGGAUGUUUGGACCCUAA
Molecule: messenger RNA, 981 nt
Organism: Trichoderma breve
Lineage: Eukaryota; Fungi; Ascomycota; Sordariomycetes; Hypocreales; Hypocreaceae
Exons: 3
Coding region: 1-981 (326 amino acids)
Source: RefSeq, a predicted model, not a curated record